AUGCUGAAUCCCGUGGGCUGGACAAGUUUCAGAGAAAAAAACCACCAACCUUCAAAGGAAGGUAUGAAGGUUCUUUAUGGUACUCACAUGCUGUCAGAGGAAGUAGAGUACUGGUGGGAUAAUGAUAGACAGAGAUUUGAGGCUAAUGGCAUUGCGCUAACUUGGGCUAUUUUUAGGGACGCAUUCUUGGAAAAAUAUUUCCCAGCUGAUGUACGUAGCAAAAAGGAGAUUGAAUUCCUUAAAUUUAAGCAAGGGAAUAUGAUUCUUGCAGAUUAUGCUGCUAAGUUUGAGGAAUUGUCUAGGUUCUUCCCUCACUAUAAUAUGUGUCGUAUAUAUGAUGAAGACAGUCGUGCUAGAUUUGCUCACUACAAGAGUGUUAGUGAGAAGAAGAAUGGAAACCAGAGUCGUGGCAAGCCGUAUGUGACUCCAGUUGCUAAGGAGGAUCAUAAGACUCAUCAGAACACUACAAGUGGGGGAGGUGAUCAUACUCCUAUUAAGAGUUUCAAGUGUGAAAAGUUAGGCCAUCGUGCUUUAGAGUGUACUGCUAUGAAGUGUUACAAGUGUGGGAAACAGGGACAUCGUGCUAAUGAAUGCAAGGGUGCAGUUGUGACAUGUUUAAAUUAUGGAGAGCAAGGUCAUAUUCGUACUCAGUGCUAG
Messenger RNA from Lathyrus oleraceus (garden pea), 657 nucleotides. RefSeq lists its product as uncharacterized. The transcript has 2 exons. Gene Ontology annotation, molecular function: zinc ion binding; nucleic acid binding. The coding region runs from base 1 to 657 and encodes 218 amino acids. NCBI's taxonomy places the organism in Eukaryota, Viridiplantae, Streptophyta, Magnoliopsida, Fabales, Fabaceae. The record is from RefSeq and is a predicted model, not a curated record.